Molecule: messenger RNA, 1212 nt
Organism: Daucus carota subsp. sativus
Lineage: Eukaryota; Viridiplantae; Streptophyta; Magnoliopsida; Apiales; Apiaceae
Product: serpin-ZX-like
Exons: 2
Coding region: 1-1212 (403 amino acids)
Molecular function (GO): serine-type endopeptidase inhibitor activity
Source: RefSeq, a predicted model, not a curated record
AUGGAGCAGUCUUUUAGGAAGAGGCAAAGAAAAUCAAGUAAUCCAACAAAAUUCACACCAAUUUACGAUGUAGAGAAGAUCAUCAGGAACCAAACAGAUGUUGCACUGGUCCUCGCAAAGCACAUCCUGCGAAAGGGCAGCCAUUCUAACGUUGUAUUUUCUCCCAUUUCGGUGCAACUUGUACUUGCUUUAAUUGCGGCUGGUUCGGAAGGGCACACAUUAAAUUACCAGCUUUUGUCCUUCCUCAAAGUUGACAGCACGCAGGAGCUUAAUGCACUUGCAUCUCACGUUGUUCAGAAUGUUUUUGAGGGGCCGGCUAGCUUGUCAUUAGCCAAUGGGGUCUGGACUGAUAGAUCUGUGUCAUUUAAGCCUUUUUUUCGAGAGGUGGCGGAUUCGGUGUACAAGGCUGUGUCUCAUGUUGUUGAUUUUCGGAACCGGGCAAGCGAGGCGACCAGUAAUGUGAACUCGUGGAUCGAGAGGGAAACGAAUGGCCUUGUUAAGGGCACGGUUCCUCCUCAUAAAUUCGAUGAGAAAAGUAAGAUUGUGUUUGCUAACGCAAUCUAUUUCAAAGCAUCAUGGGCUGUUCCUUUCAGUGACUGGAUGACAGACACUUUCGACUUCCACCUGCUGAAUGACGAGAAGGUUCAAGUUUCCUUCAUGUCCUACUACAUGAAGCAAGCAUUCAUUAAUGUCUGUGAUGGGUUCAAGGUUUUAAAACUUCCCUACCAUACAUGCCAGCUGAUAUCCAUGUACAUCCUUCUUCCAGAUGCUAAAGACGGCCUGCCAUCGUUGGUCGAUAAACUUGCCACUGGGACAGGAUUCCUUGAGCACCUGGACAUUCCAGACCUCUCUGAGGUACGUGGCAAAUACCGGGUUCCCAAAUUUAAAGUGUCAUUUGGAUUCGAUGCAACUGAGGCUUUGAAGGAAUUUGGAUUGAGGGAACCUUUUAUUCCGGGUGGACUUAAUACUAUGAUGGACUCUGAGAGGAAUGAGCUGCUAUAUGUUUCAAACAUACUUCAGAAAUCAUCCAUUCAGAUUGAUGAAGAAGGCACAGAAGCUUCCCCUUGUACCAGUAUUGCAAUGCCUCCACCCGAAGUUCCUCCUCUUUCCAUUGACUUUGUUGCGGACCACCCUUUUCUCUUUAUCAUCCGAGAAGACAGUACUGGAGUUGUGCUGUUUGUUGGACAAGUUCUUAAUCCUCUAGCCAUCUGA